Messenger RNA from Camelus dromedarius (Arabian camel), 7900 nucleotides. It is a transcript of the gene SELENOI, whose product is annotated as selenoprotein I. Gene Ontology annotation, biological process: phosphatidylethanolamine biosynthetic process. The transcript has 10 exons. Gene Ontology annotation, cellular component: endoplasmic reticulum membrane; Golgi apparatus. Gene Ontology annotation, molecular function: ethanolaminephosphotransferase activity. NCBI's taxonomy places the organism in Eukaryota, Metazoa, Chordata, Mammalia, Artiodactyla, Camelidae. The record is from RefSeq and is a predicted model, not a curated record.
CCCGGCUCCUCCAGCUCCUUUGCCAGCCCAGGUCCGCCCAGCCUUACCCAGCCGGUGUGGAGCUCGUGUUUCCCCACCUCGUCGCGGAGAGUCGCUGCCGAGUGGGCGCUCGGUGUUCGGGUCGUCAUGGCUGGUUACGAAUACGUGAGCCCGGAGCAGCUGGCUGGCUUUGAUAAGUACAAGUACAGUGCUCUGGAUACCAAUCCACUCUCUCUGUAUAUCAUGCAUCCAUUUUGGAACACUGUAGUAAAGGUAUUUCCUACUUGGCUGGCUCCAAAUCUGAUAACCUUUUCUGGCUUUCUGCUGGUUGUAUUCAAUUUUCUACUUAUGGCAUACUUUGAUCCUGACUUUUAUGCUUCAGCACCAGGUCACAAGCACGUACCUGAUUGGGUUUGGAUUGUAGUAGGCAUCCUAAACUUCACAGCCUACACUCUAGAUGGCGUGGAUGGAAAGCAAGCCCGCAGAACCAAUUCCAGCACCCCGUUAGGGGAGCUUUUUGACCAUGGCCUGGAUAGUUGGUCAUGUGUUUACUUUGUUGUAACUGUGUAUUCCAUUUUUGGACGAGGAUCAUCUGGUGUCAGUGUUUUUGUUCUUUAUCUCCUGCUAUGGGUAGUUUUAUUUUCUUUCAUCCUGUCCCACUGGGAAAAGUAUAACACAGGGAUUCUUUUCCUGCCAUGGGGAUAUGACAUUAGCCAAGUGACUAUUUCUUUUGUCUACAUAGUGACUGCGAUUGUGGGAGUUGAGGCCUGGUAUGAACCUUUCCUGUUUAAUUUCUUAUAUAGAGACCUAUUCACUGCAAUGAUUAUUGGUUGUGCGUUAUGCGUGACUCUUCCAAUGAGUUUAUUAAACUUUUUCAGAAGCUAUAAAAAUAACACCUUGAAACACAAUUCAGUCUAUGAAGCUAUGGUUCCCUUCUUUUCUCCAUGUUUGCUAUUCAUUUUGUCUACAGCAUGGAUCCUCCAGUCACCUUCAGAUAUUUUAGAGUUACAUCCUAGAGUAUUCUAUUUUAUGGUUGGGACAGCCUUUGCCAACAUCACAUGUCAGCUGAUUGUUUGUCAAAUGAGCAGUACCCGGUGCCCAACUUUCAAUUGGUUGCUGGUUCCUCUCUUCUUGGUUGUCCUGGUGGUAAAUUUAGGAGUAGCCUCUUACAUUGAGAGCAUUCUCCUGUAUACAUUGACAACUGCUUUCACUCUGGCCCACAUCCAUUAUGGAGUACGAGUGGUAAAGCAGCUGAGCAGCCAUUUUCAGAUUUACCCCUUCUCAUUGAGGAAACCAAACUCGGAUUGACUAGGAAUGGAAGAAAAAAAUAUUGGCCUGUAAUCUACAGAAAGAAGUACUGUAAAUAAGAUGCCUGUAAAUAUUUCAUCCAUCACCAUUGAACUAAACUGAUCUGCUUAAUAGACAUGGGAACUCAGUGUGUGUGGUACUUGGACAGCAGGAAUGGUAUAUAUGAUCUGAACUUGUGGAACUUUAGACCUACUAACUCCCAGCUUACUUUGUUUUAUUUUUUUAUAAAACCAUGUGAUGUUUUGGUUAAACAUAAUGUACAUUAGGUCAGCAAAAUGUUCCUAGUGAUUUUACCUUCAGGAGUCCAUAUUUGGUUGUAUUUGGUUCAUACAGAGUUAAAGAUGCUUGGCUUUUAUUUUUAAAACCCCCAAAUUGGGUUAGGAGCACUAAUAACAUUCAGAAAACCCCAGUAUGUUUUCAUAUUUGGCACUUAGUAGUAGGUCUUUAGCUAUGGAAACUAUCAAUAGCCCAAAUCUAACAUAAGGGAAAAGAUAAGAUAAGAGCAAGCUACCUUCAGCAAGAGAUGCCAAAUGAUUAUGGAACAAUACACAGUUGCCAAAUACUGGUUUCUCUUUCCCAUGGAAAUGCCUUUUGUCCUCAUGUGCUAAGAGAACUGAUAUAUAUAUUUGGAUUCUCUAGGAUUCUGGCUCUCUUUGAUAUGGAACAGAUCUUGAUUAAUGGUUUAAUCUUCUUUUAAAGAAAAAUAUUCUAUUGAGGCUUAGUAGAGAAUGGACUGGAAUUGUAGCUCGCUCGUUGGCAUGGUUCAUUGUUUAAAUGUGGCAUUUUCCCCCUCAGCUGCAAGUUGCCGAGAUUUGGUGCUUGUGAACUAUGAUCAAAUGAAUGCAUGUGACAGUCCCAGUCUUAAAAUAAUGACCUGUGAGGAACACAGAUAAACUUCCUUAUAAGAAAAAUUUUCUUAAGAGUUAGGAAUCUCAGGAACCUCACUCUGAAAUUACUACAGUGAACCUCACUGUGAAAUUAGUUUUCUGAUAUAAUAUAAUUUUCUGAUAUAAUUCCCUUCUCUGUCCCUCUGUUUCUUUCUGUGGGGGAGACUGCUGUGUUUUUUAUUUCAUAAAGGAUAAAGAAGUAGAGAGAAAUUCUCUCUUCCCCAACUCGCUCAUUUCCCCCCAUUGAAGAAAAUUUUUUAUAUCUAUGCCUUACUGAGUAUAUACUCCCUUUAAUAUGACUUGGAGUAAUUUUUGAGGUUUAUUGACAAACAUAAAAAUCCCUUUGAUUUUGACAUGGUUGUUUUAUGAUUACACCUUUCUGUGAAUGUGGAUAUUUUCUUCUAUUUCUUUUUUGGUUUUUGUCUCUGUUUAGUUUGGUGGUGGUGAAAUUUAGUGGCUGAUUUUCUUUUAUUUUCCACGGAAUGAAGUUUGUGCUUGAAUGAAGAGUGUAUCUUAAACCCUUUUUUUUGGACAGAUUGCACUUGGAUAAAAUAGGCACCACUGUGUUGAUAUGUAAUUAAAUCCAUAAUCAUUAUUUAUCUAUGAAUGUGACCAUCGUUAAACUUAAUUAUAGUGUAUUCCUUUGUUGAAUUUUAGUCUGCUGCUUUGUAAAAAUAACUAUGUAAUGGGUAUUUCAGUUUUUAAAUUUGUGAAGCGUAAUCACUGUCAUUCAAGUUAUUAGAAAUGAGGUGUCAAAGAGCUAACACAUGGUUCUGUACUCAUUUUUAAAAACUGUAAAGGUUGAAGUUUAUUCAGUGACUUUCUCUGAGACAAAAAUGAACACUGAAAAUAGGUGAGAAAUUGAUGCAGGAAAAUAUGGGUAGUGAUUCCAUGUUUGUUAAUAUAAUUGCCAUCAUGAAGGUCAGCAAAUGAACUAAUUAAGUAAAGGUGACUGUUUUUUGUAUACCUUGUUCUGUGUCAUCUGUAGAACUGAACUGGAUAAAGUGUUAAUUUGGGCUGGGAACAAAGCUUUGUUUUAAGGUUCUAAGCUAAUCAUUUUACUGUUCACCUUGUACCCAAGGAGAUUCGUCUGUAUUAUAUAAGAAAAGAAUUGAUAAAUAUUUAUAAAAUGACAAAUUUGGACCAUAGGCUUUCUUCACCUUGUACAGUAUAGUUUAAAAAAAAAAAUACCCUUUCCUUCUGGCAUAGGGUCAUGUCCUAUAAUUUAGGGGCUAUUUUACCUCAAAGUGUGUUUCUCUUCUCUUUCUGUUGCAUCAGGUUUAUUUGAAAGUUGUUUUGUGCCCAUACUUUAUUUCCCAAUGGUGGUUAAGAAUUAUGCUAUAGUCAGUUUUAUUGGCAUCAUUAGAUGAAAGAAAGAUGGCUGUCAACAAGGUGAAAGAUGAAAAGUGAGUAAUUAACUGUUUCAGAAUACUGUGGACUUGUGAAUCUUUAGUGUACUGCUGACUCUCUUUCUUGGUUUUGUCUGCCAUCUUGAAGUGCAUCACGAAAGCUCCCAUUUGUUAUGCAGUGAUACAGCAGCUGACGCAGGACUUAGUUACAAAGAGCUCAGUGAAUUUAUGUCAUUGCCAAUUAUCAUAACAUUUCCAAAGUAUAAAAGCUAUUUCACGCUUAUGCAUGACAUUUUGGGGUGCAUUCACACCCCCCAGCCUUUCUCCCAGCAUACUCUGAGCUGCCUUUUGGGGAGCAAUGGCAUGAUUAGUCAUACAUGCAUGUUUUCUGUGCAUUUCAGAAUAGAGUGCCUUAGCCAGGCCAGAGGUUUGCUUUGUGUUUCUGCUGACCAAAGUUACCUAGACCUGUAAGAAGUUUCUUUUCAGGUUAUGGUUGGAAAAAUGUCCUUUCAUGCUUGUCAGAAAAUAAUUCCCCUAUAUUUGAGGGGAGCAUGAGAUAGAAAAAUCUAAAAAAUGCCUGAAUAGAGUAUGUUAAUGCUGCCUUUUGUGAUCCUUUAAUAACAUUCAUGUUCUUAGUAUAAUGCACAGUUAAAAAUUGCCACAAUUUAAACCAUCAUUCCUCCAUUAAUGUGUAAUAGAUGUAGUUUAUGGGUUUUAAGCUUAAGGGUUAAAGAGUGAAUAACUUCCAAAUAAACUAAGUAGUUUUCCUUGACAUUUUAAUAAUAUCAUGAUCAAAUUACUUUUAAUUGUAAUAUUAAAAAGAAAGUUCAGUGCUGAUUAUGGUCUAGAAUGUUAUAGUACUAUUAACUGACAUGACAUUUGUUUUAAUAUAGAGGUAUUGGGAAGAGGAGUGUAUAUCUAGAGUUGCCCAAAUUCUAAACAGAUACCAAAAGAAUAUUGAUCGUAACCUAGAGCCUGGGCACUAGUGGAACAUGCAAAGGAAAAAGCAGGCAUAGUAUCCACUUUAAGGGAUGCUAUGCCUUUAGUGCCCAGUGAUGUUAAAAUUGUCACAAUUUAAAUCAUCCCUCCUCCACCAAUUUCAAAUUCAAAUGUGAAUUUGAAAGUUUCCCAAGUGUUCAGUUGAGUUUAUUUUGUAGUCAGUCAAAAGGCAUUUGGAAUGUAGCUUGCUUUCCGAGGCCGACUUUGAUUCUCUAACCUACAGAGAAUAAAAAGAUAAUCUGAAAGUAUUUGAGUCAAAGGCUCCUUUUCCCCCUUUAUAUUUUAACUGGGCGACUGUGUUUGUUUAAGUCUUCCUUUUCAUUCUUCACCUGGGUUUCCCUUUAACUAGUCCCACCUGGGGCGGAGAUGCCCACUUGCUUGGUUGCCUCUAGAUCUUGCCGCAUACAAACCUCCCUGGUUGCCUUUGAUCUCGUGCUUAGUCAAGGGCUGGGAACAUGCCCGAGGGGACAGAGUAAACCUGAUGCGCUAGAACUUCUGACUUUGGGUCUUCAAAUAAGCCAAAAACGGAUACAGAAAUCUGGUUGUGUUGAUUCCUGUGUUCAGAGUGGCCUUUGUCUUGACCUCAGUUCUGGCCUUGCUUGAGCACUCUUGCAGGAAAUUUGUGAAGUCCGACUAGAAUUUUCUUUGUCUUAUCAGGUGUCUUUGUGAGGCAGCAUACCCAUUCUUGAACACCCUGUGGGUGAGUAAUCUUAAGUGAGCUGCCAGUACUAGAACCUUCCAAGAAGAAGUUUAACUAGUAUGCUGCAUUUGAAGCACUUUGACAUGUACAUUUUAAGUAACAGUUUUAAUGGUAAAAUGGUGUUAAAUUAAUCACUGUGAAACUUGAAAGUGUGAUGCCCUGUACAUUUCAGGAAGCUUAAGUAAAUUUCUGAUUUUCCAUUAUUAAUUAUGUAACCCAUGUGAUUUGUAUAUUUUACUUUUCAUCUUUGACAGUGGUACAAAUGACUGACAUUGGCAGGCUGUUACUUUAGGGUAUAUGGUAAAUCAUGAUUGUCUAACUUUUCCAGAGAAAGUGGCAAUGUGUUUACUUUUUCUUUUGUGUUGAGACAUGAGAAUUGGAUUUAUUGGCUAAUUUAUUUCCAGUGUUUCUACAGUGCAAAAUAAAUGUAACCUUUUAAACCUGCAUGCUAGUAAUGCUUUGGUUUUUAAUAAAUAUGCAAGAGGUAAUCUAGCUGAUUUUUAUUUGCUUGUUUUUAAGCAGGGACCUGUUCUUUUUACAGACAGAUGUUAAAUGAGCUAACAUGUAGGAUAGCAAAAGAAGUUUUGCCAUUUGUAGCCUUUUUCAUAGGUGGCCUGAGCGAUGGGGCUUAUGUUGCAUUUGGUCAGAAAAGCCAGGUUUCCAGAAUUGGAAAAUGGCACAUGGACUGAUUUUAGAGUAUUUUAAUGAGAGCUUGUCUCGAGGAAAGUCUGUUUGGACACAACAGAAGUAGUGUCUGGUCUUCCACAGACCAUUCACACAAUCUUACUCUUCACAGAAUUAUUCCUAGAAAAUCAGAUUAAAUCAGAGUGGUGUUAUUUUUAAAGCCUGUGAAUUGGAUCAUGGCCAUGAAGUACCUAAUGCUACUUUGAAAUUAGAGAUAGUAUUGAAGACACAACUUGGGUCUAAAUGCUGUGGAUGCCUCAUGGCUGUUAGGCUAAAGUCUUCUCUUGAGCGGUUUCUAUGGGUAACAGUUAGAAUAUGAAUUGAUUUUGGUUUUUAUUAAGACAUAUACAAUCCAACAUGAGCUCUAGAUUCUGAUAUUCUUGACAAGCACUUUUUACUCUCUAAAGGGUAAGUUCUUGACCAGAAACCUGUUUACUUUAGUACUCAAUGUUACUAAUCAGUUUAUAGGAGGAGCCUGUUUUAAUUUUGCAAGAUCUAUGAAUGCUGCAUUAUAAAUCUGAACUACUGGUAUCAUUCAGUAUCAGACUCUGAAUUGAGUAACUACUUGUUAAGACUGCCCACAAUAUUAACAUUUUUUGUAAGUUAUUUUUUUUGUAUAGCUUAUACCAUUAGAGCAGCCAUUCAGGAGACAAAGACCCAGUUGCAUGUAAUGAUUUGCUCUUUCUGGAAUGUGCCAAGAAAGCAAAGUUCAGUAUUAAACUCCAAAUUUCAAUUUAAAAACUUGCAUUUCCUCUGGGUAAAGGGGAUGGCAGUGAAUAAUUGCUGAGGUAUAAACUCCUGCCUGCCUGGCUUCUCCCCUUCCCCUCCCAUCUAAUAUAAUAGAUUAAAUUUAUAACCAAUUGUAGGAAAACAAACUGAUACUUUUCUGAGUAAGAUUUCAUGCCCUGUGACUAAGACUAGGUGGCAGGAGUCAUGGCCGAUGAGUGACUGAGUAUCUUAGCUUGGUCCUGCUGCGGUUUGCUUUCUGUAGUGUUCUGAAAUAAAAGGGUGGUUCCAUCCCUUCUCAGGUACCUAGAAACAACCCCACUUAAGCAACUGGAAUGUGUUUGUUGCAAGUGGAGUAUAUUAGAGAAGAAGAUGAAGAGGAGCACAAAGUCUGAUUUUCCCUUUCAAGCUGUUUCAUUGAACAUGUUAGUAAUCGACCUGUCUAGGACUUGCUGUGUUCAUAGUAAAUAAUGUGUGUUCAUUUUAUCUGGUUAUGUCUGGAGUGUGUAUAUAUACAUAUUUAAUAUGUACACGUAUAUUCUCUGUGCAUAUAUAUGUAUGAUAUAUUCGUAUAUACAUGCAGUCUACUCUUGAUUAUCAGCAAGACGGUAAGCCCUCAGCUGGCUAUUUCUUCAUGUUGACUUAACCUGCAUGUAGCCUCUAAUUCUGUGAAGCCUCUUCCUUAUUUGGAGCCACAGUCUUUUCUUCUUUCAGUUCAUCUCAGUCCCCAAGAAAGGCCCUGGAAAUAUGUCACUUUCCACUUCCCUUUCACCAGGGAUUGUGUGAGCCAGAAAGACAGCUUUUGAGAGAUGGCUGCUUCUACGAGAGUUGAGGCUUCUGAGUCUGAAGGAUGGUGGGGCCCAUUCCUGGCCAGACGGCAGCCCCUGGAGCAGCUGUGCUCAUGCGCUUGAUGGGGAAAAUCUAGCUUUUGUGGGAAACGGGGCUUCACGACUUGCUUGAAUUCCUUAGCUGGAAUGUUGCGAAGCCUUAGGUAAUUUGAUGGGUUGGAGUACAGCUGUGCAUUUCUCCAUUCGUUUGUGCCCUCUGUAUUCCUGUACCCCUUGCUAAUCCAGAUAAUCAAGACCUGACUGGUUUCUUGCCACUGGAUUCUGGAAGCCUUGCCCUUUCAAUUGGAUUUAUGUUUAUUUCUGCUGCUGUGAAACCCAAAAGUAAUGCAGUAGGUUUUAAUUUAAAAUUGUUUAAUUCUAUUAUUGACAAAUAUUUAUUGUAAUAAAAGUAAAGAGUAAAUAAUUUUAAAAUCCUUUUAA